Thermothelomyces thermophilus ATCC 42464 is the source of this 1700-nucleotide messenger RNA. RefSeq lists its product as uncharacterized. Gene Ontology annotation, biological process: endocytosis; actin cortical patch localization; plasma membrane tubulation. Gene Ontology annotation, cellular component: medial cortex; Rvs161p-Rvs167p complex; actin cortical patch. The record is from RefSeq and is a predicted model, not a curated record. The coding region runs from base 228 to 1586 and encodes 452 amino acids. Gene Ontology annotation, molecular function: lipid binding; protein binding. The transcript has 3 exons. NCBI's taxonomy places the organism in Eukaryota, Fungi, Ascomycota, Sordariomycetes, Sordariales, Chaetomiaceae.
CCGUCAGCCAAGGAAAGCUGAAGCCGGGCUCCGCCCCGACAACAUCGUCAUCGCCCCGAACGGGCAUCAGGCGCAACCUUCGAAAACGGUACCCUACAACUCUCCACACACGACAGCCCUAUCCCGACAACCUUCCUAAUAUACCCCCACCACGCGACCCGACGGCCACCCAGCCAACCGAACCGCAUUAUCUUGCCUUCAUAAGCGCGGAAUUACGGCGGGAAGAGAUGAGUUUGCGGGGUUUCCAGAAGGGGUUGGCCCGCGCGCCCCAACAAAUUAAAGUCAAACUCAACAUUGGCGAGCACACCAAGGACCCAGUCUACAUCGAUGCCGAGCGCCGGUUCCAGGAUCUCGAGACCGAGACGAAGCGGCUGCACGACGAGAGCCGCAAGUACUUCGAAGCCAUCAACGGCAUGCUCGCGCACCAGAUCGAGUUCUCCAAGGCCAUGACGGAGAUAUACAAGCCGAUCAGCGGCCGCAUGUCGGACCCGGACUCGCUCGUGGUGCACGGGAACCCGGAGGGCAUCCGGGCCUGCGAGGAGUACGAGGCCGUGGUCAAGGACCUGCAGGAGACGCUGGCGCCGGAGCUCGAGAUGAUCGAGAGCCGGGUGAUCCAGCCGGCCAACGAGCUGCUCGACGUGGUCAAGGUGAUCCGCAAGACGGUGACCAAGCGCGAGCACAAGAAGCUCGACUACGACCGCCACCGCGCCACGCUCAAGAAGCUGCAGGAGAAGAAGGACAAGACGGCCAAGGACGAGAAGGCGAUAUGGAAGGUCGAGAACGAGCUGGAGCAGUCGACCCAGGACUUCAACUACUACAACGACCUGCUCAAGGAGGAGCUGCCGAGGCUGUUCGCGCUCGAGCGCGAAUUCAUCCAGCCCCUCUUCCAGUCCUUCUACUACAUGCAGCUCAACAUCUUCUACACCCUCCACGAGCGCAUGCAGCGGAUGGACAUUGGCUACUUCGACCUGACCCUCGACGUCGAGGACGCCUUCCACAAGAAGCGCGGCGACGUCCAGGAGCGCGCCGAGGCCCUGACCAUCGUCCGCUUCAGGACGACGGGCCAGAAGCGCCCGCCCAAGUACGCCAAGCCGCCGCGCCCGGGCGCCCUCGAGGGCCCCAAGACGGCCGGCCUGCUCACGGCGGGGGGGUCGCCUUCGGCCUCGCCGUCCACGCCCGAGCUCGAGCCGGCCACCACCACCACGGCCUCCCCGGCCCCGACCGCCUCGUACCGCCGCCCGUCCUGGCAGGCGGCUGUCGCCGCCUCCUACUCCUCCCCGGACAGCAACCCGCCCCCGCCCUACUCCCCGGGGCCGGGGCUCGCCGCCGCCGCCGCCGCCGCGGCCAAGUCCAAGCCCCCGCCGCCGCCGCCGCCCAAGCCCAGGGCCUUGUCGGCCGCGCCCAAGGUCGAGACGGUCACGGCCCUGUACGACUACGCGGCGCAGGCGGAGGGCGACCUCAGCUUCCGCGCGGGCGACGUCAUCGAGGUGGUUUCGAGGACGCGGAACGAGAACGAGUGGUGGACAGGGAGGAUCGGGGGCAAGGAGGGGCAAUUUCCCGGGAAUUACGUCCGGUUGAAUGCAUAGCCGAUAUCGAUGUGCGAGGGCUCGGCAGAGGUGGGUUGUCCGACUUGGGGCAUUGGCAAGGAAGUGUGGGCAGGCUGCGCCAGCUCCUAAAGCGGGGUCGUUGUUGUUGUUGUC